AUGAUGGUGGCUCAUCGGGGAGCUUGUUUACUGGUUCUCUUGCUCGCAGCAUUUCUGCCCCCACCACAACAUGCCCAGGACCCAGCUAUGGUACACUACAUCUACCAGCGCUUCCAAGUCUUGGAGCAAGGGCUGGAAAAAUGCACCCAAACAACAAGGGCAUACAUUCAAGACUUCCAGGAAUUCUCAAAAAACAUCUCCAUCAUGCUGGGGAAGUGUCAGACCCACACGAGUGAAUAUAAGAGUGCAGUCAAUAACCUGGCACUGAGAGUGGAGCGUGCCCAGCGGGAGAUUGACUACCUGGAAUACCUCCGGGAAGCUGACAUAUGUAUCGAAUCAGAGGAGAAAACGCUGGCUGAAAAGGUACUUCAAGAAGCUGAAGAAGAAAAGAAGAUCCGAACUCUGUUGAAUGCAAGCUGUGACAACAUGCUGAUGAGUAUAAAAUCUCUGAAAAUAGUGAAGAAGACCAUGGACACAGAUGGCUCUUGGAUGAAAGAUGCUGGUGGUAACUCUGCAAAAGUGUAUUUAUUAAUUGGAUCCAGAAACAACACAGUUUGGGAAUUUGCAAAUUUGAGGGCAUUCAUGGAAGAUAGCACCAAGCCUGGUCCCCGGAAGCUAAUCUUACCACUUUCCUGGCAGGGAUCAGGGCAAGUGAUCUACAAAAGCUUUCUAUUUUUUCACAAUCAAGGAACUUCUAAUGAGAUAAUUAAAUAUAAUCUGCAGAAGAAGACUGUGGAGGACCGAAUGCUUCUCCCAGGAGGGGCAGGACGAGCCCCCAUCUAUCAACACUCCCUAUCUACUUACAUUGACCUUGCUGUGGAUGAACAUGGGCUCUGGGCCAUCCACUCAGGACCGGGUAUCCAAGGCCAUUUGGUUGUCACGAAAAUUGAUCCGGACACUUUGGGAGUAGAGCAUUCAUGGGAAACACCGUGUAGAAACCAAGAUGCUGAAGCUUCAUUCCUGCUGUGUGGGGUCCUCUAUGUGGUCUACAGUUUCGGUGGCCAGGGCCCUCACCGUAUUACCUGUGUGUAUGAUCCACUGGGCACUGUUAGGGAGGAGCAUCUGCCCAAUUUGUUCUUCCCCAGGCGGCCAAGAAGUCACUCCAUGAUCCAUUACAACCCCAGAGAUAAGCAGCUGUAUGCCUGGAAUGAAGGCAAUCAGAUCAUUUACAAACUCCAGACUAAGAAAAGGCUGCCUCUGGAGUAA
This is a messenger RNA of Cricetulus griseus (Chinese hamster), 1206 nucleotides long. The record is from RefSeq and is a predicted model, not a curated record. Lineage: Eukaryota; Metazoa; Chordata; Mammalia; Rodentia; Cricetidae.